This is a messenger RNA of Botrytis cinerea B05.10, 2651 nucleotides long. RefSeq lists its product as hypothetical. Gene Ontology annotation, molecular function: cyclin-dependent protein serine/threonine kinase regulator activity. The record is from RefSeq and is a predicted model, not a curated record. The transcript has 3 exons. The coding region runs from base 642 to 2084 and encodes 480 amino acids. Gene Ontology annotation, biological process: G2/M transition of mitotic cell cycle; regulation of cyclin-dependent protein serine/threonine kinase activity. Gene Ontology annotation, cellular component: cytoplasm; centrosome; nucleus. NCBI's taxonomy places the organism in Eukaryota, Fungi, Ascomycota, Leotiomycetes, Helotiales, Sclerotiniaceae.
GAAGAAAAGAACCCGCGAAGGAAGCACAAACACGCUAGUGGGUCCACAACAAGCGAGUGCCUGGCAACCUUGGAAGAGCUCUGACAACCUCUUUAGCAAGUCUUCCCUCUCACUCACACACAUUUAACUUCAUUCACUCCAUCCACAUCCACAUCCACUCAUAAACAUCAACACCUCCGGCCAAAAUAAACAAUACAUUCGACCUCCAUCCUUCGACCGUCGACUUCUUCAUGUUCUUGAUAGCCUCUUAGGUAUUUGCCAGCUUUAGAUCCUUUUCGGUAUCUUGUUUGUCCAGUCGUUCAAGUUCUUCAGUUUCGUGUGCAGUUCAAAAAAAAACGAGUUCAAUUCUUCAUCUGUCAACAAAGUCGAUAUCUCACAACCCCAUUCUUCCUAUCGUCAAUUACACGUCGGGAUCUAUUGAAGACCUAACCCAUCUUCAUGUAUGUAUACCCUUUAACCUUCUACACCUCCAUGUGGUCGAGAUUUCGCGUCUCGAUGUCGCUGUCUUCGAUAUUCACCACGCGCUUGCCAACAUCUAUCAAUACCGCGUUUUGCUGACCAUCAUCUUUUUUAGCGACCCACCAUCAUCCUCUCCACAACACUCCACACAUAAUAGUUAAUACAACAACACAUCGUCAAAUAUGCCAGUUAGUCGAGCAACUAGUCGUAGGGCUCCUACAAAUGAGAACGAUGAGAAUGUAGCUGGUGUCACAACCCGUCUUACUAGAUCUAAAUCUGCAGCAUUUACUACGGAGGAAGUCACCGGUGCCGUCAAGAAGCCACUUGCAACCAAGAAAUCAACUAUCAAUGCACAACCAGUCCGAAAGCGGGCCGCCUUGGGAGAUGUUAGCAACGUUGCCAAGGGAGGAGAUGCAGUCGAGGCAAAGAAACCUGCUGCUAAGAGUGGACUGGUCUCGAAAGCUUCACAGCCAACCGGCGUCACCAAGAACAGUACUCGAUCAGCCCUCGGAGCUAAGGAUACAAACAAGAAGUCGUUGAGUAAGGCAGCUGGAUCUGGAGUGAUGAAGAGAAAGACCACUGCAGCUUCGAUAGCCGCCGCGGUAAAGGAAGAGACACCUGUCGAAGACGAACAACCAUCCCGAAAGAAGGUCCACAUUGAAGCAGAAAAGCAAGCUAAAGUUAUCAUCGAGGAAAAGGAGAAUGAGGCGGAGGCAGAGGCUGUCGUUGAACCAGAGCCAAAGGAAUCUGUUAGACUUGAGUUUGCCGAAGGUGUACGCGACUUAGAUGCCGAAGACACCGAUGAUCCUUUGAUGGUGGCUGAGUAUGUCGUUGAAAUUUUCGAGUACUUGAAGAAGUUGGAGAUCGCUACCAAACCUAAUGAAAAGUACAUGGCCCAUCAAGAAGAUCUGGAGUGGAAGAUGCGCGGCAUUCUAGUCGACUGGCUCAUUGAAGUUCACACACGCUUCCACCUCCUCCCAGAAACCUUGUUCCUUGCCGUCAACAUCAUCGACCGUUUCCUCUCCACCAAAGUUGUUCAACUCGAUCGUCUUCAGCUUGUUGGUGUCACUGCAAUGUUCAUUGCUUCGAAGUACGAAGAAGUCCUCUCACCUCACGUCGCCAACUUCCGUCACGUCGCCGAUGAUGGGUUCACCGAGGCAGAGAUCCUUAGUGCCGAGCGUUACGUUCUUAGUGCUCUCAACUAUGAUUUGAGCUACCCAAACCCAAUGAACUUCUUGAGACGUAUCUCUAAGGCAGAUGACUACGACAUCCAGACCCGUACUUUGGGCAAGUACUUGAUGGAGAUCAGUCUCCUUGAUCAUCGAUUCAUGAAGUACCUUCCAAGUCACGUCGCUGCUGCAUCCAUGUAUCUCGCCCGCCUUAUUCUUGAGAAGGGCGAAUGGGACCCAAUGUUGACUCACUACUCCGGUUACAGUGAGGAUGAAAUUGAGCCCGUCUUCCAAUUGAUGGUUGAUUACCUUGCUCGUCCUGUUACUCAUGAAGCAUUCUUCAAAAAGUAUGCUAGCAAGAAAUUUUUGAAGGCAUCAAUCCUUACCAGAUCAUGGGCCAAGAAGCAUGCCUCCCUUUAUGGUAUUGACGUUACCCAACCUUUAGAAUCUUCAUAGAAUAUAUGAUACUUAAUCAUAUUUACUACCUUCAUCGUGCUCUUCCCUGGAUACACCCUUUGCAUUUUAAUUGGUUGGGAUACGAAAUGGUACUUACGACGGAUGAUCUUAUGGACUCGACCACCAAUAUACCACACACUGUCCUGGUCUAUAAUGGGUCGACUUUGGUUUAUGUCGAUGCUUCUCGAGGCGUUGAGUGAUAUCUUUCUUCUUGUCUUUGGUUUGGUGCAUACUCUUUUUUUAGCACAAAUUGGCGUUUGGGUCUGUACGCAAAUGGAUCUUACAGUAUUGGCGUCUGGGAAUCUGACAUCGUCUCCACAAAUUGCUUCACGUCUUGCAGCAAACAUUCUGGCUACAAGCAUAUAGCAGAAAAUUAUUGGCAGUUUCGCUCUAUUGCUGUCAUGAGUUGUGAAAGCAGAAAAAGGGUAUUAUUUCUUGUGUUGGUUACAUGAGAUAGCUUUUGUAAAUAUAUUCUAGGCGCGACAAUAAACGUUACAAUUAUAAAAACAAAACGAAAAUGAAAAUGAAAAUAAAAAUAAGAAUAAGAAUAAAGGAUUAUAUAGUCCA